Pocillopora damicornis (cauliflower coral) is the source of this 2990-nucleotide messenger RNA. Its product is annotated as 4-trimethylaminobutyraldehyde dehydrogenase. Lineage: Eukaryota; Metazoa; Cnidaria; Anthozoa; Scleractinia; Pocilloporidae. The record is from RefSeq and is a predicted model, not a curated record. Gene Ontology annotation, molecular function: oxidoreductase activity, acting on the aldehyde or oxo group of donors, NAD or NADP as acceptor.
UGAAAUUAUUAGUAUUAUCUAAGCAAACUCAGUUCCAGGGCUUUCCUUGCCCUGGAAACGAGGUUGGGUCUUAAGGGGAAAGUGCUAUACGGCUAUAAGGUCCUAUAAGCCCAAUGAGGCAUCAUAAGUCAACGUAAAAGCGGUUACCCUCUAUUUAUCUAACAAAUGAAAGUAUGGCAGCCCAGAAAUCUACUGGCAACUAAAAAAUAGGUAAUAGUACUAAUUGACUUAAGCUGGUAGGACGUCCGUCAAUUUUUCUUCUUACUCGGAGUCAUCAAGAGAGAUCAGCAGUUGGUGUCUUACCUAGAUUUGUAAAAGGAAAUGGUAUUUCCUUUUGUUUCCUCCUUUCCGUACGUGUUCCAGAGAAUUUUUAACUUCAAUCUUAACGAUGUCAACUGUCUUUUUAUUUUCUUUUUGGAUGUGUAGUUACAGGAGCGAAAAAACAUAAAAGCAAGGCAGUCGCUAAAAGUGACCUCUCGCGAAAGUGCUGGUCACGGUAGGUUGCAUUACAUGAUAAUUUUGGGCUCAUUAUCUUUUUUCUCAAGUUUUGACAGAUUUUUUCCACUUCAUCGUUAAACAUUUAACUGGUUUUAUAGUUUAGGACCCAGGAGCCCAUUAGUGGGCUCCUGAGGACCCCAGUGUUUGAUGAUCUUUGAUAUGAGCGUGACUAAGCGUGACAUGCUUUCGUGACGGAGAUAAGACCAUCCUCGCGAGGGACUUGCACUAGUUCUCGUGGCUUAGCAAAUUUCUAGUCAGUUCGUACAACGUUACAUCGAAAGAUCGCUGUACUUCUGAAUAACUUGGAUCGAAGAACGUACAUUUUGCGAAAAAGGCAUGAUAUUACAAGUUUCUCGAACUCCCCUUCUGCGAAAUGGACGUUAUCUUUUCCUAUGCUCUCUCCGUAAUCUAUCGAGCAAUGUUGGGCAACCUUGCCAGCCGCUGAAUUACAUCAAUGGGCAUCGGAUCAAUCCAGUUAGCGAGGAAGAAGAAGGCGAUAUCUAUGUCACUGAGCCAGCUACUGGGAAAAUUAUCUGUCAGACACAAGGUUCAGGAAAACAGGAAGUAGAUCGUGCAGUGAGCUCAGCGAAAGAGGCUUUCAGUUCAUGGUCCAAAAUGUCAGGGAUGGAGAGGGGGAAAAUCUUACGUGAAGCGGCCAAGAUUAUCCGGAGUAGAGUCAAAGACUUAGCCACAGUUGAGGUCAUGGACACCGGAAAGCCAUUUCAUGAAGCAGUGUGGGAUAUUGAGGGCUGUGCAGAUGUCACAGAUUAUUAUGCUGGUCUCGCUCCAACCAUUAGUGGCAAGCACAUUCAGCUUCCUAAUGGAUCUUUUUCUUACACAAGGCGAGAACCUCUAGGAGUGGUAGGAGGAAUUGGUGCUUGGAAUUACCCAUUCCAAAUCUGUGUUUGGAAAUCUACUCCUGCCCUAGCUUGUGGAAACACAAUUGUGUUCAAGCCAUCCCCAUUCACACCCCAGACUGCUGUUCUUAUUGCUGAGAUUUUCACUGAAGCAGGGCUUCCUAAUGGUGGUUUAAAUGUUAUUCAGGGAGAAGGAGUGACAGGCCAUUUGCUAACAUCACAUCCUGAUGUUGCAAAAAUUUCCUUUACUGGAUCUGUACCCACUGGACAAAAGAUCAUGGCAGAUGCAUCAGCUGGUGUCAAACAUGUCACUCUUGAGCUGGGAGGCAAGUCCCCCCUUCUUGUCUUUGCUGACUCUGACCUUGAAAAUGCUGUUAAGGGAGCAAUGAUGGCUAACUUCCUUACACAAGGAGAGGUUUGUUCCAAUGGAACUCGGGUAUUUGUUGAAAGGAGCAUCAUGGAUGAAUUUCUGAGCCGAGUUGUGGAGCGCACUAAAAAAAUCAGAGUAGGUGACCCCAUGAACCCUGACACUCAGAUGGGAGCAUUGAUCUCUGAGGAACAUCUUCACAAAGUUCUUGAUUAUGUGGAAUUAGGAAAGAAAGAGGGCGCCAAAAUUCUCUGUGGAGGUGAACGCCUGAAACUGGAGGAACCCAGAUUGGCCAAUGGGUUUUACAUGUCACCAUGUGUGAUGACUGACUGUUCAGACGAUAUGACAGUUAUUAAGGAGGAGAUAUUUGGCCCUGUUAUGACAGUGCUGCCAUUUGACACUGAAGAAGAAGCUGUUAAGAGAGCCAACAACACUGAUUUUGGUUUGGCUGCAGGAGUUUUUACAAAAGAUCUCAAUCGAGCUCAUCGUGUUAUUGCUAAUCUUCAAGCAGGAUCCUGUUGGAUCAAUAAUUACAAUUUAACACCGGUCGAGGUUCCUUUUGGUGGAUACAAGAAGUCUGGCGUGGGUCGCGAACUGGGUGAAGACACCAUUGAAUAUUACACGCAAGUUAAGUCAGUUUACGUAGAAAUGGGGGAUGUGGAGUCGCCGUUUUAACCAAAUCAGGGCAUCCGCCAGAGUCGUUGAAGAGUUGAGUUGCACGAUAGCUUGACUGCGGGUGGAAAUUCCAAAUACUACCCAAAUACUGUUUUAAGCAUUUCUCUAAAAGAGGAACCAAGUCAAAAGGGGAAAACUGAUGAAAAUUCUAAUUCAAAGCCAUGUGAAUUUGCAGACGUCAGGAUUUCAUUCAUAGUUGAAAAAAUUAUUAAUGCAUACUCCCCUGCGAUGGACACACAAAAAAGAAUCCUUUCAUUUCCGUGGUAAAGAUAAUUCUCCCUUGUAACCACUACACGAUUAUCUUGUUAAUUAUUCAAAAGAAUUUGGUGUUAAAUCAACCUACCAGAACAGCACCCUCUGACUGAAGUUUUAUGGAAAGUCAUAGGACGAACUAACUCCGUCCGGUGAGGCGUGUGGAGUGGGAGAGGAACAAUUUAUAACUAAAUACUCUUAAUGAUCUAGCUAUGGCUACUUAAGUUUGUAACCCGGCAACUGUUAAUACUUGCAGAUCAAGAAAAUGAUAUACGGAUGUCAAUUAAUAAGUUAUUUUACUUCGAAAUUAUACAAAAUAAAGCUCUGUUUUGAUUUAUUGA